GCGGUCACACUGAAUAAGAAGGCCAAUGAACAAAAUCGCGUAAAUAAUGUAAAAAAAACUCCCGUAAAGUCCGGAAGCAGCACCAUGUCUCUGGCGUUCGACCUGAGCAACUCCGGAGACGCUUAUCACCCACUGGACAGUGGGAGCGAAAAAGAAGUGGCGGCAGCGGUCCCACAAAGGCAAGCGCCCAGCAUGAGGGUCUCGUGGCUCAGGCAAUGUCGCCGCUAUAAGCUGCCCGCCCUUCUUCUCAUGAUGCUAUUUCUGAUGUCCUGCCUUUCGUACCGCAUCCUGAGUGCCGAGAGGGACUCUCCUCCCACGGACGUACACCGCAGCUCUCCGCUGCUGGAUGCAUAUGAGGACUUCAGCGCAAUGCGUGCUGGCGACCUAAAGAUGCGUAUCGAGGAGAUGGUGAGAAUCAAGAGCACUGUGUCAGUGGAGCUCCGAGAGCUCGAGUCACGCCGCCAGAAGCUGCAGUCUGACAUCAGCCAGUACAAUCAGAAGAUCGAGGAGCUUAAGCAGGAGCUGCUGCGAGAGCAGACCGAGUUGGAGCGACUCAAGAUGUCCGUGGAGCAGGCGCAGGUGGCGCAGCGCGAGGCAGUGCAGCGCAACACUCCUGACCUUGCUUUGCCGCGAACCCUCCUGCCAAACUCAAUUCCCCGAAAGAUGAAUACUGUGUCGACGGGCGUAGCCGCCACCUGUGCGAUGCACAACUGCUUCGACCACUCCCGUUGCAGCCUCACCUCUGGCUUCCCAGUGUACUUAUACGACCCCGACGAGCACAGCGUCCAAAGAGCUGGCUACGACAUCGAUGGGUUCCUUAAAACGACUCUCAAACAGACUCUAGGCUACAACGCGCACAUCGUGAGGGAUCCAAAGCAGGCCUGCAUCUACCUGGUGCUGGUGGGCGAGGCUCUGCUGGAGCAGGAUCUGCUACGAAAUAACCGAUACGCAGCCCAAGAAGCUGAGCAGCAGCAGCCGACGGCACCCAGCCACACACACGACUGCCCCAUUGACAUGCAGAAGCUGUACAACCUGCCCUACUGGGGCGGUGAUGGCCGCAACCAUGUGCUGCUCAACCUCGCACGCCGUGACCUCUCCUCCCGCCGCACCAAUGCACUGCUUCAGCAGAACACCAUGCGAGCCAUUGUCGUGCAGAGCGCCUUUGAGAUGAACCAGUUCCGGCUCGGCUACGAUCUGAUUGUGCCCCCCAUCCUGGGGCCACCCGGAGGAGACGUUUGGCAGGAGUGUGCCAGCAUGGUGCCCGCCCGCCGCAAGUACCUGAUUUCGUUCCAGGGAGAGAUGAGACCGAGAACAGACUCUCAAGCCACCAACCCGCUCGACGACUUCAUUCUGGAGCACUUGACGGACAUGUCCAAGGGGCCCACUCAGGAUCAGUUCGAGCUGCAGUUCCAGUGCGUGCCUGCCACGGAGCAGCAAGAGGCGGACUCCGUGUCCGACUGGACGCUCUGUGGAUCGGAUUCCUCCAGAAAGCAGCUGCUGAAGGACUCUACCUUUGCGCUGAUCCUUCCGCCGCUCAACGGGAGGGUUGCUUCCACCCUCAUGCUGGCCCGACUCUACGAGGCGCUGCGCUCUGGGGCCAUUCCCGUCAUCCUCGGAGCAGAUGAACUCCGACUGCCAUACGCGGAGACUCUGGACUGGCGUCGGGCGGCACUCCUCAUGCCCAAAGCUCGCAUCACGGAGCUGCACUUCCUACUGCGAGCCGUCCAGGACGCGGACUUGCUUCUUCUGCGGCGCCAGGGCCGUCUCAUCUGGGAGCGCUACCUCAGUUCGGUUCAGGCCACGGUGGAUACGGUUAUAGCCAGCCUACGCGAUCGCCUAGGGAUACCACCGCGGCCUGUUCCCCCAGUGGUUGCCCAAAGUGUCUUCAACAGCACAUUUAUACCUCUGAAGUCCGAUCCGCCAGUGGGACUGGACACUGAACCAGAGGAGUCUCUUGGCCCCAUUGAGCCGCCAUAUCCGAGCCCCGCCUUUCGCAGAAACUACACGAUCCUACGCAUGCAGUCCAAGGAGGCCUGGAACGACUGGGUGGAUCCCUUCUACAUGUACCCCCAGCUGCCCUUCGACCCCGCUCUUCCCUCCGAGGCAAAGUUCAUCGGAUCCCAUACAGGAUUCCGGCCAAUCGGUAAGGGCAUUGGAGGCGCCGGUAAAGAGUUCAGCGAGGCUCUCGGCGGGAACUACCCCAGGGAGCAGUUCACCAUCGUAAUUUUGACAUACGAGCGGGAGCAGGUGCUGAUGGACUCGCUGGGUCGACUUUACGGGCUACCGUAUCUGCACAAGGUGGUUGUGGUAUGGAACUCACCCAAACCGCCGCUGGACGACCUUCGUUGGCCAGACAUUGGAGUGCCAGUGGCGGUUCUGCGCGCCCCGCGGAACUCGCUCAACAACCGCUUUCUGCCCUUCGAUGUUAUCGAGACGGAGGCGGUGCUCUCGGUGGAUGACGAUGCCCACCUGAGGCACGACGAGAUCCUAUUUGGCUUCCGUGUAUGGCGGGAGCACCGCGACCGUGUCGUCGGUUUCCCCGGUCGCUACCACGCUUGGGAUGUGAGCAGCAACAACAUGUGGCACUAUAACUCCAACUACAGCUGCGAGCUGAGCAUGGUGCUCACCGGAGCGGCCUUCCUGCACAAGUACUACAUGUACCUGUACACCUAUCACCUGCCGCAGGCCAUUCGCGACAAGGUGGACGAGUACAUGAACUGCGAGGACAUCGCCAUGAACUUCCUCGUCUCGCACAUCACCCGUCGGCCGCCGGUGAAAGUUACUUCUCGAUGGACGUUCCGCUGCCCAGGAUGCCCUGUUUCGCUAAGCGAGGACGACACCCACUUCCAGGAGCGCCAUAAAUGCAUAAAUUUCUUCAGCCAGGUUUUCGGCUACACGCCACUGCUGAACACGCAGUACCGGGCGGACUCGAUCCUAUUCAAGACCCGCAUCCCGCACGACAAGCAAAAGUGCUUCAAGUACAUCUAGAUCUAGUCUGGUCGGGGCAGCCACACCCGUAUCCAUCCAGACACGAUGAACCACGACGGCGGCCGCUUCACUUACUGCCCUGUACACCGGCUCCCAGUCCGAUUCCGACUCCUAGCUCUAAGCACAAAGUUAUGUAUAUACUGCGCAGCCGACUACUGGACAACUUUGGCUCGAAGAGUAGCUACUGAUAAGCAAUGUGAGAUUAGCGAUUACCCUGUCCGCUUUUCCGCGCGAGUUCGUCUUAUAAUCUCGCCGAGCUCCUCACUUAUAGCUUUGAACGCGCGUGUGAUUGCUUCGGUCUGCCGUAUAUGCCGGAGACGCCAGAAACCGAUUGUAAGUCUUUUACUUAUGUGUGUCUACGUUUGCUUAAUUAUCCUAAGUUUCUAUGUAUGUAUGCAUGUCCCCCACUCGACUCUGUAUAUAGCGCCUAAUGAAUUCAUCUGCCAUCAAUAUCGAUAAAGGAUGAGCGACUAGAA
Molecule: messenger RNA, 3464 nt
Organism: Drosophila subobscura
Lineage: Eukaryota; Metazoa; Arthropoda; Insecta; Diptera; Drosophilidae
Product: exostosin-3
Exons: 3
Coding region: 85-2988 (967 amino acids)
Cellular component (GO): membrane
Molecular function (GO): glycosyltransferase activity
Source: RefSeq, a predicted model, not a curated record